AAGGAAGAAGAAAGGCUAAGAUGAACAGGCAGAUUGUUUCCACUUGCCUAAGGAAACAGGUUCAUGUGCUCGAACUCUCUGACGAGGACAGCUCAGGAAAAGAGAAUUACUUUGGGAAAGGAGGAGGGCAUCCAGAUCGCGUUGUAAUCGACUCAAGUGAUGGAGAAUUUGAUAAAAUUUUGGAAAAACUAAAAACACGAACAACUAUUCCCAAAAAGUGCCGAUCAUCUGCUAAGAAAAUCAGUAAACAGAUUUCAAACCCAUGCAGUGAUGACAGCUUUGAGUCAUUAUUGACCCGUGUCAAGACUCCUAAGUCAGCAACCAGAAAAGGCUCUGUCAGUAGACAUGAUGGUUUGAAAGCAAUCAAUGUGGACUCGUCUUCUGAUGAUGACUCUGUCCUUGAGACCAAGAAACCUACGGUUCCCCAAGCCAAGUCAAACCUCAAGCCUUUUCAAGUCUCACAUCAAUUAAACUCUCCAUUCACAAAUGCCAUCAAGACUACCUAUUUACACCCCACACCAAAGCAGCGUUGCGAUGAUCCUGUUAUGUCAGUUACAACUCCCAUCCAAUCAUCUGCUCCUCCGAAGAUAAACAUUUCUAGACAACCAUCUGCGAGUUCAGACAGUGAUGGGAGCUUUGAGGAAUUUUUGAACAGGGUGAAGACGCCAAAGGCACAACUAAGAAAAUCAGUCAGUGGGAGUGAAGACAGUUUGAAAAAUUUCAUUGUGGAUUCUUCAGAUGAUGAUGACUUUGUUUUUGAGUCAAGAAAGCCUCCAGCCAACAAUGGUAGCACCAAGUCUAAACCUCCUCCUGAAGUUUCACCACAAGUUGAGAGACGACUCCUUUCAAACUAUGACUCCCCUGUCUUCCUCACUGAUGAUGAUGAUGACGACGAUGGAGUCGCCAUCACAAGCACUUGGAGGAGCCGCCACACCAAGUAUACUUCAGGGACCCCUCGCUCAGUCGCCGCUCCCGCCCCAUCCUCUGCUCCUCCAAAGUCCAGUCAGACUAAACUGAGUGGCUGGGUCAGCUCAGAUGAUGAGGAGGAGGUUGAGUCUUUAAUGGACCGCCUCAAGAAGAACUUAAGGCUAAAUAGUGACCGUGCCCAAAUUCCUAAAAAUAAGCCAGAGCCUAAACAGAAGCCAUGCCUCUCUGAUUCAUCUGUAAAGGGGAAAAUCCAACCAAAACACAGACGUGAGAAGGGAUCUGAGGGUAACCACACACCCGUGCAACCUCCAAAAAUCCCACUGGUCAGUCAGACGGAGCCCAGAGCCACCAGCGGAAGCAGGGUGAAUGCCUGUAAAGUCCCAGGCUGUUUCCUGCAGUCUCUGUCGGACCCUACAUCAUCUUACUGCCGAAGUUUCAAACAGAAAAAGGAAGAACUUACCAGCAAACUGUAUCGUCUAUACAACACCAGUGUUUUUGAGAGCAAGCUCCCGGCCGACAUGUCUGUCACUUGGUGCAAUAAGAUGAGGAAGACUGCAGGAUUCUGCAUCACAGGCCAGGAGCGUGGCACAGGCGUUCGCUAUGCACGUAUACGACUGUCUACCAAAGUCUGUGACUCUGCAGAUCGUCUGAGGGACACCCUGGUCCAUGAAAUGUGCCACGCCGCCCCUUGGCUUAUCCACAAUGUGCGGGACGGCCAUGGACCCAUCUGGAAAAUGUUUGCCCGGAAAGCCACACUGGCCCAUCCCGAGCUGCCCAUGGUCAGCCGCUGCCACAGUUACGACAUCAAGUACAAGUUCCAAUACCAGUGCAACCGCUGCAAGAAUACCAUUGGACGGCACUCCAAGUCGCUGGACACCCAGAGGUUUGUGUGCGCUCUGUGCACAGGGCAGCUGGUGCUGCUCACGCCCUCCAAUUCCCGCGGACCCACGCCCUUUGCUAUCUACGUGAAGGAGAACUACAAGACCAUCCGGCAGCAGCUGACUGGCCAGAGUCACGGGGACGUCAUGCGCAAACUCAGCGCGGACUUUGCCAGCAAGACGCGUCUCAGCGAGAGCUGAGUGCCUGCUGGAGGAACGUCGGGAUAAAACAAGAGAUUUGUGGUUCUUACAUGCAUAAAUAAUCCAUACCUCACUGAUGAAAUCAUUUGGCAGCUUCAACAAAAUCAGUCUCAGGGACUCAGAAGUUGAAUCUCAACUUGUGAAGGAGUGGGACAAUAUAGGGAGUAUAAUUCAGCUGCUGACAAAUGCUGGAAAUAUUUUAACUAUCUAAUAUGUGACUCUAGUAGAGUUGCAAAGUUUGCAAGUCAUGUUUCUGUCUCUUUGAUGUUUUAGAUUGUUUCUGUGAAUUUCUGUGUUCAGUGAUGUGUCUUAUGAUCUAUUUUCUUUUGUGUCUUUCUCAAUAAAGACUUUUUUGUGUACCAACAA
Sardina pilchardus (European sardine) is the source of this 2372-nucleotide messenger RNA. Its product is annotated as germ cell nuclear acidic protein-like. The transcript has 15 exons. The record is from RefSeq and is a predicted model, not a curated record. Gene Ontology annotation, cellular component: nucleus. NCBI's taxonomy places the organism in Eukaryota, Metazoa, Chordata, Actinopteri, Clupeiformes, Clupeidae. The coding region runs from base 21 to 2006 and encodes 661 amino acids.